This is a messenger RNA of Podospora pseudopauciseta, 1389 nucleotides long. RefSeq lists its product as uncharacterized. The record is from RefSeq and is a predicted model, not a curated record. Lineage: Eukaryota; Fungi; Ascomycota; Sordariomycetes; Sordariales; Podosporaceae. Bases 1 to 1389 code for a protein of 462 amino acids. The transcript has a single exon.
AUGCACCUUGUUUUGGUCAAGUCAGGGGCACCCCUUACCCCUCUCCAACUGUUUUGUAAACAGUGCGUUGACAUGAGGGAGGCGAAGAGGACGACCAGGAAGACUGGUCGAGAGAGUGUGAUUCUCGAGAGUCUUGACCGGAAGAUUCAGCGGCAGGAAAGUCUGCGGGAAGAUGCCCAGGAAGGCUUCAAGCUGGAAGAGUUGCCGGCAGGGAUGGGGGAGAGAAGGGGGUUGAUAUCCACGGAUCGCUCUGCGGGGGCUAUAUCUCUGGGUGUUUCGACCUCGUCUCUUGAUAAGCUUGCCGAUGUGAUCCCCAAACAGCUUGGGGUUAAGGAAAGGGACUUCGAUGCAGUCGAGGGGUAUAACCUCGACUCCAAUCGCCACGGAAACCGCCACUUCCCCGCCAGAACUCAAGAAAAAGGAAUGGAUGGCCGAGAGAGGUUGCCCCUCACGUCUGGAAGGAAGCCCAAAGGGGUUUCUAAGUUGUAUUUUGCCGCCCUUCAUCGAUCGAGAUCAGAACACCAAAUCGCGAAUCUCGAAUCUGGGGUCGAGAGACAUUCCUUGGUUGCGGAUUCCUCAAAAAGUAAACAACACGAGAGGUCAUUGUCGAAAACCAGCCUGGAGCCCAUGACUCUUGGCUCCUCCUCCUCCGUAACAUCGUCAAGGAGGCUAUCUUCUGCCAGUCUGCGGACUUUAAAGGCCUACCGCAGCCCUCCGCAAAGCAAUCGUGGUUCCGUCGGAAGUUUGAAGUUCUCCUCUCAAGUCAGCACCCCCCCUGAGGUUGUCACAGGUAACAAUAUCUUGCCUAGUCCUCCUAAAAGACAGCGGCAGUCAAGCCAAAACCCCUCCCGUUUCCGCGUCAACCUAAAGGACGAAUUAUACCCCCCCUCGGCCCCUAUAUCGUUAGGUAACAAACAAACCCCUGGACCCAAUCCCAAGAGCUCCGCCCCUUCAUCCUCCUUCUGCCCAUCGACCUCUCCCACUACGAGGGGACUCUCCGGCCUCUACUUCGCCCUUAACCUCGGGGCAGAAUCCAAGGUGAAUCGCGACCUAGGGUUCAAACCCCCCAGUCCCCCCUCCAGCUCACCAGUAAGGGAGCCCCGUUCUCGUCGACACCGAGCUAUCAUCCGCGCCCGAGCCGCAGUUUUGUCACCCGCGACAACCCCCCACGCCCCUUUUACACGAUCACCACUCCGCAGAUCUUUCCCUGUUGUUGCCCCCGAAUCUACCGCUACUCAGAUACCUACCUUUGAACCGGGUGAUCGUGGCUCCGCUACCCCUUUUCGUUCCCCUGGCAACUGUGAAGGCAAGGUAAACAGUACCCCUAAACGGAAGCGGUCAGAGCCCUUGCUGCAUUACCAGCAAUAUGCUGGAGGGGAGGAGUCGUAA